Suillus fuscotomentosus is the source of this 1647-nucleotide messenger RNA. RefSeq lists its product as uncharacterized. Bases 1 to 1647 code for a protein of 548 amino acids. The record is from RefSeq and is a predicted model, not a curated record. The transcript has 10 exons. NCBI's taxonomy places the organism in Eukaryota, Fungi, Basidiomycota, Agaricomycetes, Boletales, Suillaceae.
AUGUUGCUUCUAUCAGAACUUACCCUAUAUUACUUCAACUUGAUAUACUCGCUCGAUACGAUCAGCCAAAGUUCCAAGCGACUGGGCUCUGAAGGCAUUGUCGAGAAUUGGGCUGACAAAGUUGCCAAAUCUGCAAAGUCCCGGCCCAAACCGUCAGCACCACCUAUCCGCACCAUCACAGACGACAUCGACGUUGAAUCGGACAACGUACCUGAGGGGUAUGAACCUCGUAGAGGCAGGGGCGGAAAAUCCCAGCCCAAACCGUCAGCACCACCUAUCCGCACCGUCGCAGAUGACAUUGACGUUGAAUCGGACAACGUACCUGAGGAGUAUGAACCUCAUAGAGGCAGGGGCGGAAAAGCUGUCGUAUACAUGCAUCAGAAACCCAAGAGCAUGCAGAAGGGUAAAAAACGUGCAUUUUCAGCUGUCGACGACUUGGAAGUGGAGGAAGCAAGCGACACCGAUGGAUUCACACACGAAGAGGCAUUCGAAAUGCUCGAUGACCCUGACGCCGCUGCGAAUGGUGAUGCUGGCGAGGACCGAAUUGAAGAUAGCGAUGUGGACAUGGAGGUUGCUGUUCGCUCUACAACAUCUAUGUCUGUAGACAUAUCUAAUAAACAAGCCGUUACGAAGCGCGUCAAGACCGAGGAGGAUACUAGCAGGGGAAGCUCCAUCAACUUGAGAAAAGUAAAACCUAGCAACGCUCAUAUACCUGAUGGCAUCAUCAAGAGCUGGAGAGCAAAGUUCAUUCCAGCGCUCAUGUACUGGAUCGGAAAUUCCAGAUAUGCCUGGACCAUCCCAGAGGAGGAUCUCUGCUAUGCGCUUUACGAAAUAUCUAGCUGUAUUGGUGAUAAGAACCGAAUGUUGCGUGAAUUUGAAGUUGGUACUUACGGAUAUGAACUGGCUGUACAGAGGAUUCACGAGUGGAAGGCCUCAUUUGGCUCAACGGCAAUCACUGUUUUGAUGGCCUUCUUCACCUCAAAUCCAGAUUACCAGACGCAAACUGCACGCAAAGCAUUUGCUGACGAUCAACUUGAGGAUUCACGCUUUAUCUACGAGAACCCCGAGAGCGAAGACAAUCCUGGAGCAUUUUUAUCAGAGUAUUUCUUGCGCACCUUUGCCACGCAUUUAAAUGCAAUUGUAGGGCACAAGAAGGUUGAAACCUUGGACUGCGGAAUAAUGAGUUUUGACACUGCACUUGCAUUGACGGCUGCAGCCGCCGAGCGUGCACUUUCCUUGGUGUCUAACAAUUUUUUGGUCCCAUGUGACUCCUCUGACUCCAACAAGAAAAACCACAAGGUCGAGCUCACGUUCAAUGAGUCGACAAACAGGAUGAGUCAUACUGGAACUGCUUUCUCCGCUGCCAACUGGGAGACGGACACGAAGGCAUACAUGGAAACGAUGAUGGAGCUGUCAGAGAAGCGAGUCAAGGAGAUUGUUGUGCGGGCAACACCUUUUAUAAAGCGUGUGUCAGCACUCUGCCUCCCAACCCACGCUCUCACCUUCGAAUCUGAUUUACUGUUAAUGUGUGUCCCCUCAAUAUCUACCAUCCGCGCUCUACUGCAGGUUCAUUAUCUUCAUGCUGGCAGCGGCUUCGACUGCACAGUACCAUACCCUCCCCCUCAAACAUUUUUACGGACCGGUUAG